AUGGCGAAAAACUAUAGUAUGAUAGCACGCUUUGGAACUUCUGCAAUUUGGAGAUCAAUUCCAGCGUCAUUUCCUUCUCCAGAACAGCGAUGGUUUCAUUUGUAUAUUGGAAAAAAACCCGUAAUGUUUCCAAAAUCAAAAGAUGGUACGCCAAUGGGUCCAUUAACUCAAAUUUCUUCAGCGGUUUCCUAUAGUAUGGUACUGAAAACUCUCAUGUCUACUUUCAAUACUGUACCAUUAGACUUGGUUGAAAGAAUAGCAGACUCUACAACAAGUAUCUUCGUUCAACUCGUCUUUGUUUUAGCAGUUCCAAAUAUAUUCUCCUAUUCGAUUAUCUUUGCUCCAGCAUUCAUUCACACGAUCAAGAUUAUCGAAGAAUACUUUGAAGAAAUGAGUCUGUGUAUUUCCUCAACCAAUUUCGAUCAUAGUUUAUUUGUUCGAGACAAUAUUUGUGAUCUGAAAUUCAAAGCAGAGUUAAAUCGUGCAUUGAAUGAAGUGACUAUAGAGUAUGGAGGGUUAAAAUACCGACAAGAACGUGCUGAACUUAUUCGAAAAGAAUGUCUUAGAAAAAAUGAACCGGGUAUUCUACAUCGUCUUUGGCCAACUUUAGCUUUUGCAUCUACUACUAUAGGCGCUUCUUUUACUAUGUAUAAAAACGAAAUUCAAUAUUAUUGUGGAGAAAAAUUACCUCUUAUUAAUAUGCUUAUUUACUGUGGUAGUGAAGGAUUCUUUGGAUCACUCGCCAGUAUUCAUACAAACGAAUACUUUCUAUCGCCAAUAUCUACCUUCUUUGAAUUCAUCAAAGAAGAAGACAUCCAUCAGUCUCAACCAAAGACUGUUCUCAUCUCCGAAAUAAUGCCGGGAAAUCGAUAUGAACUGGUUAUUACAACUGAAGCUGGAUUAGUUCGUUACCGAAUGGGAGAUGUGAUUGAUUGCACACGAUUUCUUUCACGAGCAGAUGAUGUGAUUCCAUUACCAGCAGAACCAGCAGAAAUUCCUCGAAUACCUCUUAUUUCAGUAGCAUAUCGUGUAGGAAGUCUUUUAGAUGUGUUUGGAGAGAAAACAACGGAACAACAUGUCAUGCAUGCUCUCAAGGAAACUGUUGAUCAAUGGAAAAAUCAAGGAAUAUAUGUAGACUUAUGUGAUUUCACUGCUUAUACGAAAUUAGACGAUUUUCCAGCUAAGUAUGUUAUCUUCUUGGAAUUGACCAAUGAACAAGGACAUGAGAUUGACGAUCAACAGCUUCAAAUUCUACAAAACAAUGCAGAUUCAGAAGUCGAACAACAACUUUGUAAAGUGAAUGAUGGCUAUCAAUUAACUCGAAAGGUACAUAAACUUGGUCCACUUGUUUGUAUUCUGAAAAUAAUGUCUUCACAGUCGAUUCCUAUUUAUAGACGACCAUUAUUUUCAACAUCAACAGUUCAUGAUGAUCUAUCUGAUAAUUAUGACAUUGUUAUUAUAUUUCAUUCAUCACAGAAUUUCUCAAAGACGAAUAUGAUCGGAUACGUUAAUCCAUAUUUUGUAGCAACAAUUGAUGAUCAAAUAUCAUUCACAUCAACAUUCAAGUGGAAUGAUGAAGAAUGGAUAAUUCGAAAUACUCCUAGGAAUGCAAAACUUUUAGUUAAAAUUUAUAAUAAAAAUGAGAAAGGAUCUGAUGAUAAUUAUAUUGGAGAAUUUGAAAUAUUAAAUAUAAUUAAUUAUGACGCUCCUCCAAAUGGUCAUAUCAUUAUUGAUUCAUAUGGUCAAUAUAAGGGACAUUUUCAUUUAUCUAUCGAUUCAAAAAAAUCAUCGAAUGAAAGUCAACAAUUAUCUCGUUAUACAUUCGAUGGUCCUUGUCGAUAUUCUCGUUAUGAUUUUCUACCUAUUAAUCAUCAUACUGAACGUAUCUAUUCAACGUGGACAGUACAAUUACGACGUAUUUUAUCUUAUUUUCCUUCUGAUAAACGUCAACAAUGGAAUCGUCAGUAUAAACCAGUUCAACAAGUAGCUUCCGAUUAUUUAGGUAUAUCGACUACGCACAAUAUGAUGGCAUUAGGUCAGAAAACAUUCAAUGAGAAAACAGUAAGACAUGAUGAAAAUGGACAAUUGAGAAGUGCUGAUGAUUUAUGGAAGUUGGUUUUAAUGGAUAAAACAAUACAGCAAAUAAGACCACGUAUUUAUACUUAUAUAAUUGAUGAUACAACAUGGCAAUUUACAGAAAUAGAUCCUCGAGUAUUUGCUGAUUCUACAAUUAAACAUGCUCGAUUAGCUAAUUGGUCUGAAUAUAUUUGUUAUGCAGGUGAAUUUCAUCUUCGUCCUAAAUUUGGUUGGACUAAAUUGAAUGAUGAAUGGGAAUUAGUAUUUGAUAAUGCAUCAGGAACAUAUUCACCAAACGCUGAAUUAUUGAUUAAUUUGAAAAAACUCUUAUUAUUUAAUUUUCCUGGAUUGAAUAUUACCACGUAUGAUUACAAAGAUCCAAUGUUAAGAGAUAGUAUUGAACAAUUAGAAAUAAUUGCACGAAGAUACAAGAAUAUAGGAAGACAAGAACAAUAA
This is a messenger RNA of Adineta steineri, 2532 nucleotides long. The record is from the annotation of a GenBank genome assembly. NCBI's taxonomy places the organism in Eukaryota, Metazoa, Rotifera, Eurotatoria, Adinetida, Adinetidae.